AAUGUAGUAUGCUUGUCAUGAUCACAUCACAACGUUUCAACGCAUAAUUUAAAUUGUUUUUCCCGCGACCUGGGUCACCUGGCGCCUCCUAUCCCUAACCACCUUCAUAUUGUUUCGUUGUGUCAACGCAUCGGAACGUUCUUCAACGUAAAGUUCAUUAAAAAAUAAAUAUUAUUAAAUUAGCAUGCCCCAUCGAGACAAAAAACGCUCAAGAUCACGUUCGAGAUCACGUGACAGGUCCAGAGAUAAGCAACACAAGAAGAGGAAAGACGAUGGAUACAGAGUUCCACAGGAUCAAAUAACUAACCUAACAAAUGUGGUUAACUCUCUCGUGCAAGAGAAAAGACGUACAACUAACUAAGUUAACACGUCUCAAGUGACUGCUCCAGAAACAAGGGAUAAAGAAAACACACCAUCGCCAGAGAAAAAUUCUCGGGAAGAAAUUGGCGUUGACAUACCUGAUGAUCCAGAGGAAGAAGAAGCAUGCAGAGGAAGAAGAAGGGGAAAAAAUCACGGAAACCGCGCCAAAUGAAACAGUUCUGAAAGCAUUUGGACUAAAUGCGGAAGACACACCAUUUAAAGAGGUCAAACAUAAUCCAGCAUUGAUCAGCUCCUGGGGAAAAUGGAGUAAGCAAGGACUCCCAGAAGAAAAGAAAAAAGAAAUCUUGGAGCAGUACGAUCGAAAAGGUGAGCUGUACUGUGAGGCCCCGAAAAUAAAUUUGGAAUUGACCCCUCUUCUCACCGAAAUAGCAAAAAAGAGAGAUGAUCACUUUCUCCAUACACAAAACUGUGUUGGAACUGCCCUGUCUAGCUUAGGGGCUGCUAUUUCUAUGAUGAUUGAUCCACCUGAGGAGGGAAUCAGAGAAGAGGUAUUCACUGAUUUGCUGAGUCAUACGGGUCAGAUUCUAGCAGAUAUUUUCCAUCAGCAGAGGGUAGCUCGUAGGUCGUUCAUUACUCCUCUUUUCAACAAGAGUAUCAAGUCGACAGUGGAUUCAUUGGGCUCCGAUGAAUGGCUGUACAGCGCGGCACUUAGAGACAAGGUGAAGGAUGCCAAGGACAUGGAAAAAAUCUGCUCCGAGAUUAAGGAAAAACCAAAGGCCCCUCUUAAAAAACCGAAUCAGGGAAAAUCGAGGUACCCGCCUGCGACACACAGACAGGCGGGUCAGCAACAGAAGCCUCGAUACAUGAGAUUCGGCAAGCCAGCACCACCCCCAGCACGAGCUGCGACACGGAGUCAAACCAAGCCACAGAGACGGACGUCGAGCCGAUCAUCACCCAGGAAAUAAA
Molecule: messenger RNA, 1287 nt
Organism: Diachasmimorpha longicaudata
Lineage: Eukaryota; Metazoa; Arthropoda; Insecta; Hymenoptera; Braconidae
Exons: 2
Coding region: 462-1286 (274 amino acids)
Source: RefSeq, a predicted model, not a curated record